Molecule: messenger RNA, 2389 nt
Organism: Engraulis encrasicolus (European anchovy)
Lineage: Eukaryota; Metazoa; Chordata; Actinopteri; Clupeiformes; Engraulidae
Product: serine protease FAM111A-like
Exons: 5
Coding region: 348-2339 (663 amino acids)
Source: RefSeq, a predicted model, not a curated record
GUAAGCAGAAGUAGAAGUUGACGCCACUUCCUUUUGUGUGAGCUUCCAGAUCUACGCACUUGAACGACGCUACUUGUACGGCGCUAGACUUUAAAACACAUCUGAAAUUGCUACAGCACGUAAGCAGAAGUAGAAGUUGACGCCACUUCCUUUUGUGUGAGCUUCCAGAUCUACGCACUUGAACGACGCUACUUGUACGGCGCUAGACUUUAAAACACAUCUCAAAUUGCUACAGCACGUAAGCAGAAGUAGAAGUUGACGCCACUUCCUUUUGUAUGAGCUUCCAAAUCUACGCACUUGAACAACGCUACUUGUACGGCGCUAGACUUUAAAACACAUCUCAAAUUAUGGACUUGUCUCAAGAAAAGCAAAUUAAGUCAGAGGACACCAGGCCCUGUUCUGAAAUGGAAAGUGGCCAACAUUCCCAUACCGUCUCCGUGGAACUAGGGGAAUUGUGUCAGUCCACUACCUGCACUAAACUCCAAACAGUACUAGAUGUCAUAAAAUCAAAUGUUGUAUUAAACGCAGAGUUGCCAUCUAAAGAUGAGAAAAUCAUCAUUCAGCUAGGUAAUGACAGGCCAGAUAACGGUACUAUUAUCGCCACACAUUUCCCUUGUUCAUGUAUUGAGGAUGGCGUGACUCUGGUUGUCACAUGGGUAAAAGAUGUGGUUGAAAACCCACCACAAAACAAAUUGGAUGAAAAAACACCACAAAAUCAAGGUGCAAAAUUGGAUGAAAAAACACCAGAACCAAGAUAUAUACUUCCUAAAGACAAAUACGUUUUGUUCUACAUAGAUACAGAAGGAGGGGAAAAUGCCAAAUCAAAAGAGUUAUUUCAGAGCAAAUCUGUCAAAAAGUACAAGUGUCUCUGUGUUUAUGGAAAGAAAGGCAUGACUGUGGCAGAUGUGUUGGAGAGAGAUUGCAGAUUUAGUAAUGAUAUAAUUGCUGAUGACUACUAUCUGUCUAUCAGAAUUUCUGACAGAAAACCGCCAAAAACACACAAAACACAACUAAUUGACAACCUUGCUGGCAAAACAUUUCUUAUUUCAGUGGAUAGAAAAAAACGACAAAAGAGUGCACAGCAUAAAGUUAAUGACAGCCUAGAUGGGGAAAAGAGUCAAAGAGAUGCAAAUCCGCAUAAGAGCCCAACAAAUAGUGCACAGGGCAAGGAUAGGGCAAGAUUACCUGCAGGCAUACAGCAGCAUGGGAUCAGUCUGAAAACAGCAAUAGAAAGGGGGGAUAUUGACACCACUGAAAUUUACAACAGACUUUGUGAGCAGUUUCCAGAGCUGAUAAAAUGGAUGGAGAGUAGAUUUCCAGCUGAUUCUUAUCAGAAAGAUCUGGAACUGAAGAAAGAGAACUUUGGAAAUAUUCAGCAGUCUUUUAGUGAGGCUCACAGAAUUAGAAUGUUACUUGAGCUAGGAGAGUCAGUUUGUUACCUCAGUGUUGGAACAGUUAGUCAGGGAACAGGCUUUGUGCUGUUUGAUAAAUUAAUCUUGACUAAUGCCCAUUUGUUUGACAACUUAGUCAUUAAAGACAAAAAUAUUGUGUCGAAUAUACAAAUUUGGGCUCAUUUUAACUAUGAGAAACCUAUGUCAAAUGAGUUCUACUCCUUUACCGCGGAGAAUAAACUGGUUGACUUUGAAAGAAGCCUAGAUUAUGCUGUACUUGAACUUAAGGCUGAGGAACAUGCUGAGGAAGAUGUACCACCCGGGCUCCUGAAACAUUUUGGUCAACUGCCUGAUGAUGGCGAAGUCUGUGUCAUUGGUCACCCAGAAGAGAAAGUUAAAACAGUGGAUCCAACAUUCAUCCUUCCAAAAAAACAACAACAACAAAGCACUGAUACCAAUAUGUGUCAGGCACCACUACCUAUGUGCUCAAUUAAACAAUACUUCGAAAUCCAAGGACUUGAAAUCAUAAAGAUAAAAGAAAGUGGUAUAGAUUACAAAACUCGCAGCAUGAUUCAUGGUUCCUCAGGAUCUCCUGUGUUUGAUGGUUCUGGCAAUGUUGUUGGUCUGCACACCUCAGGCGUCUUUCUAUCUAAGGGUGAAAAGCAGCGUGUCGUUGCAUCAGCUCAUCCACUGCUAACUAUAUUUGAAAGCUUUGUGUGGCAUCUGAAGAAGACUGAAAAUGAUACACUUCUGGAAAGAGUUGUGCAGGUAGCAGAGAAAAAUGCAAAUGAAUUGCUUAAAGAUAAGUUAGACUGUGUAUUGAAGUGUUGGCCUGAUGUUGUAAGACCAAUGGGUUUAAUGGGGUCUGAACCAGCAGAUGCUCAAAAGCCAGGCAUAUCUAGGGUGGAUGCUGAGCAAUCAGAUGAUGAGCACAUGGACAUACAGUAGAUGGUUAAUCCAUAUAGACUUCCCAUUAUAGUCAAUAGGGAAUUAAUGCA